UAUUUGAAUAAGCCGGGCUUACGUUUCGAUGAACCACUGGAUUCUCAGAUUUCAGUCGACGGUCUGGAAAAGAGUAUGCGCAUGCUAAGCAUGGAACGAAUUCUUCGUGUGUUCAUUAUUUCUGGAACUUCGGACUCCACACUGUUCCCCAUGAGGCAACGGGUCCGUGUUCUGUUUCUCUUCGCAGAUGAUGAAGACAAGCGGAUCGGUCACCCGUAUCAAAACCGAACACCGCCAAAACGCAAGAAGCCGAGGACUUCGUUUACCAGGGUGCAAAUCGCCGAAUUGGAGAAACGUUUCCACAAGCAAAAGUACCUGGCCUCUGCAGAAAGAGCUUCGCUCGCCAAAACCCUCAAAAUGACAGACGCUCAAGUCAAGACCUGGUUCCAAAACCGACGCACGAAAUGG
Messenger RNA from Notodromas monacha, 408 nucleotides. The record is from the annotation of a GenBank genome assembly. NCBI's taxonomy places the organism in Eukaryota, Metazoa, Arthropoda, Ostracoda, Podocopida, Cyprididae.